AUGGUUUCUCAAGACCAAAGUAAGUACUCUGGCUCCAAAAAAAAUGGAGGUAAGGAGCUUGGAAUGGUAACUCCUCAAGACAAGCCCUUGAAGAAGAUGAAGUUUGUUUCAUCUGCUGAGACAGAACCAAGCAGCACGACAACAAUUUCUGAGGAUUCAAAGUCAGGUCGAGGUAUGAGCACAAUGCCUCGUGUUGUGAAGAGAAAAUUGCAGAAAAUCAAGCCAGUUGUUGAAGUCCCACUUGUGGACAAGAAAUGGGCUGAAAUCCCCAAUGAUAUAAAGGAGCAGAUUUGGGAAGCCGUUGACAUGGCUUUUGUGGUAGGUCAAGGGGGCAAGACCUCGGUGUUAUCUUCUGCUGCCAAGAAAUGGAAGGAUUUCAAGUCUACACUGACGAGGCAUUAUAUCCUUCCAUACAUCAAGGAGAGGGAGAAAUUAAGCCAACCCCCUGAAGUAUAUAAAUUCAUAGAGAAAGCAGAAUGGGAUGCCUUUGUAGCUUCAAGGUUAUCCAAAGAAUUUGAGUCUGUGCAUUCUCAACAUUCACAGAUUAGGGAGAAACUUGAGUACAAUCAUCGAUUGUCUCGAAAAGGAUAUGCUGGUUUGGAGGAUCAAUUGGAGGAAACCAUGCCUGGGGUAGAAAUUGAUCGAUCUACCUUAUGGAAGAAAGCUAGACAGGACAAACAUGGUAACAUCCCGGAUCCAAAGGUGGCAGAGAAAGCAAAAUUAAUUGAUGAAUUGCAAAAACAAGUGGCUGAAGGCAGUCUGAGUUUAUCUGGCAGUAAUGAUGUGUUGACCUUGGCUUUGGGUCCCGAGCAUCCAGGGAGAGUAAGAGGGGUAGGUGCUGGGAUUUCCCCUAGGCAAUUCUUCAAUUUACCUAGACCACAGAGGGUAAAGUUUGCUGAUCAAUUGAAGGAAAGUGUAAGAAUUGUCCUUCAAGAAGAGACUAAGAAGAUGGAAGCUAGAACCAAACAAUUAGUAGAGGCUGAGAGGGAACAUUUACUGAGUCAGCUUUCCCACCUCAUCCCCAAUUUUGAUCCAAGCAUGCUUAAACCGAAAACUUGCCCCUGUCAAAACCAAGGUCCACAGCAAAGUCCCAAAAAUCCAAUGUCUGAUAAAGCAAGCUGUUCUGGGGCUGAAGGGAGAUCCCUACAUUUAGAGGAUGAUACUGCCAGAAAUGGGGAACAGUAG
This is a messenger RNA of Prunus armeniaca (apricot), 1185 nucleotides long. The record is from the annotation of a GenBank genome assembly. NCBI's taxonomy places the organism in Eukaryota, Viridiplantae, Streptophyta, Magnoliopsida, Rosales, Rosaceae.